AUGGCAGGGUUAGAGCAAUCGUUGUUUCAACUUAAAUUUACGGCGAAACAGCUUAACAGACAGGCGUCGAAAGCUGCGAAGGAGGAAUUACAAGAGAAGGCCAAAACCAAGAAGGCGAUGAUGCAAGGUAAUAAUGAUAUUGCGCUGUUGUAUGCGCAAAAUGCUAUAAGAAAGUCCAACGAAAGAGUGAACUUGUUGAGAUUGGCAUCGAGAAUAGAUGCGGUUGCGUCGAGGGUCCAAACAGCGGUGACCAUGAGAUCGGUGACGGGCAAUAUGACCCAGGUGAUCAAGGGCAUGGAUAAGGCGCUCCAGACCAUGAAUCUCGAGCGAAUCUCAGUGGUGAUGGACAAGUUUGAGAACCAAUUUGAAGAUUUGGAUGCGGCGACCAAUUACUACGAGGGUGCCACCAACAACGUCAAUGCGUUGACCACCCCACAGGAAGAAGUGGACGAGCUCAUGAACCAGAUCGCGGACCAGGCGGGCAUCGAAAUGAAACAGGGUCUCAACGAAACCAACGUCGAAGUGUCUGCUCCUCCAACGGCCAAUAUGACCGAAGAAAAAGAAGACCAGUUGGCCGAGAGAUUGAGAGCAUUGCGGAACUGA
Molecule: messenger RNA, 603 nt
Organism: Debaryomyces hansenii CBS767
Lineage: Eukaryota; Fungi; Ascomycota; Pichiomycetes; Serinales; Debaryomycetaceae
Exons: 1
Coding region: 1-603 (200 amino acids)
Biological process (GO): late endosome to vacuole transport; protein transport; endosome transport via multivesicular body sorting pathway
Cellular component (GO): ESCRT III complex; multivesicular body
Source: RefSeq, a predicted model, not a curated record